AGUGAUUCGAAAUCGAAAGGGAAAUGUUCGCGUGUGUGCGAGUGCAGCACGCUGGAGGAUGGAAGGAAAUUCGCGAAACCGUGAUCGCUGGACAAACGCGUGCGAAGUGUGAAGAAGCGCAGAAGUUACGAUGUGAGCAGCACAUUGUCAUAGCAACGAGAUUUGUAACCAUAGCAACCAAAAUCAACAAAUAACGGAUUCAGUGUUUCAGUGCAAUACGAACAUUUAAAACCAACAGAACACAUUUAUAUUAAAACACAUCAACAAGUGACAAUUGUUUUGAUCAUUUCCGAACGAAUUUUAAGGAACGCUUGAUGGAACUUGGUCGGAGUGGCUGGGUGAGCAAGUUUAUUAAUUUUUCUCUCGGCGAGUCGUCAUACUCGUCGCGACCCGCGUCGUUGCAUUAUGUCGAGUGCGUCGUCAACUAGCGGUUUGAAUUUUUUUCAACAAACGCGUGCCGCCUACCAGCAAAACAACACGACAACAAAAUAAUAUUAAAUAUUAAACUGUCCGUAAAAAAGUGAAAAUGUGAAUUAAACAAUAAAAAAUUAUUUACAUUGAAAACUUUGUUUCUAAACUAAAAUUUAGCAUGAAAUCAAUGAAACAUUCGUCGUUUUAUAAACCAGUGCGAUAUAAAUUAAAAUUAAAAUUAAAAACUUUAAAUUUGACAAUUAUGAUGUUGCAAAGAUGAUAUUUAAUAAAAUCGGUUUAUUUUAUUAAUUUAAAAUAUAUUUUAUUUAAAAUUUCAGUUUUGUGCUAGUUUUAUAAUAAAACUAAAACUAAAAAAGAUUUUUGCGAUCAUGUGCGGUUUUACGCUCGGCGCGUCUGCGCUCAAGCUAUUGUUGUGCGCUCUGCUUUUCAUCUCGAACAUCAGCGACGACCACUCUUGUCUCAAACUCGACUCGCAUGACAUUCACACACGUCCGCAUCCAUGGCCCAAGAUGUCCGCAACAGAUCUAAGCCUAAAGAAACACUAUGAGCCCCGCAACAAUAUUGAUGGACUUUACGAUAAAGACCAUGCGAACAGCCACUUGGCAAAAUCGAACAGUGUGCGCGUGCAAAGUGCAAAAAGUGUAAACCUUAACGACGAGAGUAACACUCGAAGGAGUGACGGGACGGGUGCGAAUAGCACCCACGGGUCGGGUGAUGCCUGGAGGAUGCGGCGGCGUUCUGUGUCCGACAAUGCGACGCUGCGGCUUGCGUACGCAAACGACCCUUUUGGUGGGAACAGUGCUGGUGGUCGCGGUGCGAGUUUGUCUCCCGAGGGAAGAGUACAUUUACGUCUCCGUCAACGACCGCUUGAACUACCGACAGAGGAAAGCAGCAAAAAGUUUUUGUCUAUUACAAGGUCUAAAGAAAGGCAAAAAAGAACGAAACGCGGCGUGGUGCAACUUUACAAUAUGGUUAGUUGCGCCACUGGAUGCGAUCCUCUUAUCUACAAGGGCUACGGCUGUUACUGCGGUUUCCUAGGGUCAGGUCGACCAGUCGAUGGCAUCGAUAAGUGUUGCAAGAUGCACGACAUUUGCUACGACGUCGCCAACUGCCCCAUGUACUUGGAGUACGUCGUGCCUUACUACUGGAAGUGCUACAGAGGGAAAUCUCUUUGCGCCGUUGACCAUUUGGACUUGGGUGGAUCGGGUUCGUGCGCUCAACGCCUUUGCGAAUGCGAUCGUCUGCUAUCGGAAUGCCUGAGCAGAUUUCCCUGUCCGGCAAGACGAGCGAAAUGUGUUUCUUCGCCAUGGAGAUUGCUCCAAAACACUUUGAUGUUCUUCUAGGAACGCCACCAGUCCGUUGAGAUCGUCCUCCUGCAUUUGCAGGGAGAACUUUUAAUCACUAGCCUAAUUAAACUUAAGGUAAACUACCUCAAUGCAUAUUGUAUUAUAUUAAUAUCUGCAGAUAGAGAAAAAAAUUAUGAAUUAUUAUUAAACAUAGUUUUAACGGGUUUGUAUAUUUUAAUGAUAAUAAUAAAUUAUUUAACCCA
This is a messenger RNA of Dalotia coriaria, 1981 nucleotides long. RefSeq lists its product as uncharacterized. Gene Ontology annotation, biological process: phospholipid metabolic process; lipid catabolic process; arachidonate secretion. The coding region runs from base 801 to 1775 and encodes 324 amino acids. The transcript is spliced from 5 exons. The record is from RefSeq and is a predicted model, not a curated record. Lineage: Eukaryota; Metazoa; Arthropoda; Insecta; Coleoptera; Staphylinidae. Gene Ontology annotation, molecular function: phospholipid binding; calcium ion binding.